This is a messenger RNA of Myxocyprinus asiaticus (Chinese sucker), 8600 nucleotides long. Its product is annotated as casein kinase I-like. The coding region runs from base 5976 to 7337 and encodes 453 amino acids. The transcript has 13 exons. NCBI's taxonomy places the organism in Eukaryota, Metazoa, Chordata, Actinopteri, Cypriniformes, Catostomidae. Gene Ontology annotation, molecular function: ATP binding; protein serine/threonine kinase activity. The record is from RefSeq and is a predicted model, not a curated record. Gene Ontology annotation, biological process: endocytosis; positive regulation of canonical Wnt signaling pathway; peptidyl-serine phosphorylation. Gene Ontology annotation, cellular component: nucleus; cytoplasm; plasma membrane.
CUAAUCUUUUAGUUAGUCGUCCUCCUUGAACGAUCUGAUGAAUAUUCCGUGUAAAUAACUGAGACUAUUUUCGAGUGUGCGGGAUUAAGGAGUUGCCCGGGUAAUGGCUGGCUAGCUGUACGUCCAGCACCCAAAUGGAUAUAUGUAUGUGCUCGUAAAUAAAUGCCGCUUUGACGUAUGCGUUGUGUUUAUGUAGACAAUAACAAGCUGUCUUUUCCUUUCCCCAACCCCGUUUGUGUUGUUAUGUGUUUUUUCUAACUCUCGUUAUCUCGCUGAAGCGCAGGCCACAGAUCGUUAGCCUGUUUGGGCUAGUUAGCGCGCUAGCUGUGUGUUCACUCAUUUCUGUUGCUUAGUUGGCAACUCAGUGCCUAUGCAAUACCCCCUUUUGACAACAUUAGCCCAUCGACAGCCAAUGAUUCAGAUUGUCACUUCGUUGAUAUUUAUACUUCCAUAUAUAAUACUCCUGCAAGGGACACGCAAUGUACCAAAGAUGUUUUGGAGUUUAUCAUGAGAACUUAAGUUUCUCAUACUUUGGUGACGAGCUAAAUGAUGCUAGCAGGAACAUUUGACCAGUUUAUUUUCAUGUUAGCACUUUAGACAACUUUUGGACUUUUUCUAAAUAUUGGAUAAUUAACUGUGUUUUCAUUACUUGAGUGUCCCAAGAACCAGUCGUGCUAAAUCUUGAUGGUAGGCCAGUGAAGAAUAGGCCUGUAUUGUCACAAUUGUUGGCGUCGUAAAAAAAAUGUCGUUGUCGAUGCUUGUAAACCAAGCCUGAUUCGACAUGAGACGAUGCAUUAUAGACUAUAGUUGCACGGUUAAUUGUAUAGAUUUUAACCAUCGUUUAUAAUUCUGAUGUCUUGGGAUGAAUGCUGCAGAUCCACAGGCAGUUAAAGCCAAACAGAAUUCAUAUUUAUAUUGAUAUUCCUUCUGUAAUUUGUGCACUAUACCAGCAUGGCAUAGGGUGUAAGACUUUAAAAAAACCAACAACAACAAUUGACCAUUAUAUUAAACUGCAACAUUUCAGGGGGUCCAUUGAGAAAUUUUGGUUGGAAUUUGCUUGAGAGUAUGUGUUUUCACGUUAAAUAGUCAUCUUCAGCACAGGCUCCCUAAGAGCUGAUACCUUGUUAACGCUGAAGCAGUUUUUUGAGACAAGAGUGCAUACAUUGUCAGUCUUGUAUUUCUAGUUAAUGGUUUAUGGUACUUAUUGUGAUAUUCAUUAGACAAGGAACACAUGCAAUGGGAGGGUCUGAACUUGUUUAUGUCAUUGAGCGUGUCAAAUAUUUUGCACUUGAGUUGAGAUUAUGCAUAGGUUUGUGCAAAUACACAGUGUGAUUAAUAACCAAUUGGACUUAAAAAUGUACUUUUUGUUAUGUUCAAGAGAAAUGUCUCCUGUCUUUAUAGUUUCAAUUUUAAAUGAAUGUGUUAGCCUUCGUGUUGACUUGCCAUAAUGGCUUGCAUCUACUCACAAAUUCUCUUGAAGCACUAAUAGCGUUACCUGGCUAUUAGUGCUUAAUAUUAUUAUCUAAUGAGAUGAGCAAAUUGUCUAUUGAAUCACAGUGGCUAAUUAGGCAUGAGUAUCCUGGGUAUGAAUUCUUCCAUCUUAGUUUUUCAGGAAACAAUCCAUUGUUAAAUAAACCAGCACAAGGUCAGCAUCAUCCGUAACAUCUGGAGAGGUGCCUCCCUUCACUCACAACACAACAGAGGCACUCAGACCGAGAUGACUCCGACUCCACGUCACACGACCUCAGGCCUCAUCUCAAGCUCCUGCGGGAUGUAUUUUUAGACCUGGAAGUCAGAAAUGCUAGAUAUCAUUUCCUGAAGGGAGAUCUGGUUUUGCAUCCCUUAAACCGUCGAACUCUAGUAAAUUUUGUCUUUAAUAGAGACAGUGAUUCAAUGCAGAUUUUUUCCACUUUUUGAUGGAUUUUUCUCCCUUCACCUUUCAUUGCAUGUGUUCUGCUUUAUCUGAGGUCAUUUAUAGGCUCAAAAGCUAAAUUGUUUAAGGAUUGUGUGAAUUGGCAAAGUGUAAUAACACAUUGACUGUGUUAUUAAGACAUUUUUACCACUAAGUGCUUUGGUUUUCACUGCACUGGGUUAUAAAGCUGUAAUAGGCAAAACUUUGUUCAAUAACCCAAGCCGGACAAAUACAUCCAAUCCAAAUUUGAAUUAAUACGAUUUUAGGUUGUUGUUAUUAUUAUUGGGGGAAUUCUUUAUAUCUAGACCACUUUAUAUCGCAGAGUCACAAUCGAGAAAUGUGUUCAUGUUCAGUGUUUGUGAAAUGCCCUUCAAAAUGAGCGGUGCAGCUUCUGAUCAUAAGCUCUUCCCACCAUCUAGAACUGUGGUUCUCAACUUUUUUUUGAUGAAGGCCCCCCACUUCAUUCCCUUACCCCAGACAUUGCAUAAUUUUAAAGUUUUGUUAAUAAAUUCAGCAGGCUUAUGCGUCAUGAACGUGAGACCAAACCAUUUCUUAAAUUUAAGCAGAUGGAGGUCUAGAUCUGGGGCUAUAAAAUGAAAACGUGAAGACAGAAACUAAUAAUUCAAGUGGUAUUGUUAUUCUAGUGGUUAUUAUAGUGAAUAGACUGAUAAUAUUGUUUAUUUUGCCCCACUAAAAUGCUCAUUCUACAUUACGGCAUUAAUUUUGAGUUGGACGUAGAUGUACAUUUACUAGUAUCAACAACAGUAAGGUUAUCUAUAAAAAGUAAAAAGUUAACACCUAAUUUAUGUGACUAAAUUAUUCUAACAGUAUGACUGAGUUGGAACUCCUUUCAUCAGGUUCUUAUUGAUUCAAAUUCUGUCAUCUCUUGGAAUUUCUGAAGACAAACAAAACCAGUUAGAUUUUCUCACACUCAAACUAAAAUAUUUUAGCCUAUUUAUUUUAGGAUUUACACAUUUCUAUUUAAUAUAAAAUCAUUGCCCUUAUGAAAAGUUAAAUGUAUUUAUUUAUUUUUAUAGUUUUAACAACGGUGUUUGUAACUAGGGAUGCACCAAUCCGAUACCUGGAUUGUAUCGGCUCCGAUACUGAAGCUUUUAAACGGAUCGGGUAUCGGUCCGACGAGCCAGAUCCAAAUCCGAUACUGUGUGUUAGUCAUGUUCGUUACUGUCAAGCUCAAAAAAUGACAUAAAAGAACCAUAAGAACACAAAGUAGUUCAUAUGAUUGGUGCAUUUUAUUCAAAGCCACUUGAAGACGUGCGAUAGCUCUGUGAAUCACAAAAGGCUGUGUUUAAUAAGUAAAUAUAUAAAAUGCACGCGCAGCUUCAGUGCGUCAGUGAAUGGCGCUGCUCUGUUUACACACACACAUGCACCUAUUUUUAGCCUUCACAAGGUGCGCAAUAUUUGAGCACUACAUCUCAGAUGUAAAUGCUCAAAAGAUCGGUUCACUUAUAAUAUGCAUUUAGAACAGCACUGGAGGUGCUUUUUUUUUUCUUUCUUUUUUUACCAGAAUUUGAAUAAGAAGCGAAUUAAACUACUUUGAACUUGCAUACAAACAGACACAAACAGGAAUUCCUGGAGAGUUCAGAAUGUCAAAAUAAAAGCCUGAGGGUUUAAAAGUUAAAGGUGCAUGAUUGAGAUAUAUUACUAUAUAUAUUACUAUAAUAAUAUAUUAUUAUUAUUAUUAUUAUCAUUUGUUUACAAAUUAAAAGUGAGCUGAUAUCUUACAAUUAAACUGAACAAAUAGAGAUCUGAAUCCUUUAAAGUCCAGAUACAAGUUGAAAAAAAAAUAUAUAUAUAUAUACAUAUAUUUUCUACUGAUGACUUAUACUGGAAUUACUGUUAAUUUUGUUGCUACAUUAUCCAGUAUACUAGUUAAUAAUAAGCUAUAAUUUAUAUUGUAUACUAUAGUUACUAGUUUUUUAAUAAGCUAUACAUUUAUAUUGAAAUAAUGUGUAGUUAGAGGUUUGUGUUUCUUUACAUGUUAAAGAGUACUCCCACACAAUAAUGUAAAGAUAUUCUAAACUGAUUAUGCAAAAAAACAACAACACUGGUAUCGGAUCGGGAUCGGUAUUAGCCGAUACUGAGAUUUCCGAUAUCGGAAUCAGAUCGGAAGAGAAAAAGUGGUAUCGGUGCAUCCCUAUUUGUAACAAGACCAUAGUAAACACAUGGAAGUAUGGAUCUUCUUCACUACCAUGGUUAGUGGCAUUUUUGUAAUUACAAACAGUAGACCUACUCUAAACACAUGUAAAAACAAUGAAUACAAAAUAUAAACAUUUAAAAGCUGUAACAAAAAAAAAGUAAAUUUAUUGUAUUCCCUCACUCCCCAAUGUAGCCUAUGACAAUUUAAUAGAGCUGAAGUAGUGAUAUGAUAAUAUGUAUUAUGAAUCUUAUUUCUGCCUAAAGUACAGUUAGUGCUAUAGUAAAUUCAAGGGUGGUCAUGUAGAAUUCUGUGCCAAAUUCAAAUGGUUUCUCACUGGUUCUCGCAGCGCAGCAAUGAUCAGAUGUGUGCGUUUAAGAGCUUGAGACCGGUCUGUGAGUAAAAAUGCACCUGCUUUGCCCUCGUGCUGCUCUGUCCAUUGAGCCGUAUCCACUUACAUAGCCAUACAGGUGGCUUAGCGGAGGUUGUGACUUUGCCUGACUAUUUGACGCUGCUAAACCAGAUACAUCAGAUGCGUCGCUAGACUUCAGAAUCAGAUAAUCCGAGGUACAAAUGCAUACCAACCCGUAUAAUGGAGACUAGAUAAACAUUUUAAGGCAAACAGGAACUUGACGAUUUGAUUAACAUGACUGAUAAGCCCCCCCCCCCCCCCCGUGACCUAACACCCCCUUCUCUACCAGUUUGCUCUCAGCGCCCCCUGGCAUCCUUUGAACGCCCACUGGGGGGCGGUACCGCCCCCGUUGAGAACCCCUGAUCUAGAAGAGCAGGUGCUAUUAGAAUGCAGUUCUCCAUGUGUACUUUUAAAGCCGGUGCCACACUAGCCGAUUUUACCAGUGAUUUUCAGGUGUGAACUUAAUUUACAUAAUCGUCGGCCAGGCGGAGGGAGAUUAAGUGCACAUUAGCCUUUGCCAGUGGGGGGUCGUUAAUCACUUGACCGUCGGGACUCUCUGUUGAGUUAAUGGCUUCAAAAACUGUAAAAGCACAUCAGGCUUGCUUGAAAAAAUCUUUCUGUCACCAAGGCAGGUUCUUGUGUUCUCGUCAAGUGACCAAUGAGCUUCUUUUACCAAAGAACAUCAAGCUGAUCUGAAUGUUUUCAUGGCACUCAGUUGCUAUAAUCACAAAUGCUGAUUGUAAUCUACAGUGAUACUGUCACCAGAAUCAUUUUUCUCCUACACUAAAUGACUAAUCUGAACAUGAAGAAACAGUCUGUUUUUAUUGAACGUAAUUUCGUACUCACUGAAAGCUGCAUAUGUUCAUACGUGUUCUACUGCAAGCCUCGAGGGGAUAAAUACACAAUCACACUCUUUGACAAGCAAGCUCCACGUGACAGGGAAACAGAGAGGGAGAGUUGCGAUGAGUAGAUAUUCUAAGAUGCGCCGCUGAUGUGCUGCCUGUUUCAACACAAACUGACAUGCUAUGUAUUCGUAUGUGGACACAAGGAAUGUCUGACACGUCGCUACAAAACCACCUGGAGGGGGCGCUAAGGAUGGAAAAUGAUGCCAGACAGUGCCUUGCUUUCAGUAGCUAGGGCCGUGUGGAAGCAAAGGUGUGUGCAUGUGUCUGUAAACACAUGUUAUUGUGACCAUCUACUGAUGACCAUGCUCUUCUGAAGUUGGAUUUGAGGAAGAUUGCAAUGUCUUGUGUCAGAUAUCACUUCCUUGGAUUGUCUGCUGUUGUCAGUACUUCCCCACCUAUAAAAGCAGUUCAUGUCUAGUUUAAGCUACAUGCAUAGAACUGUUUUGUGGAUCAGUCAUUCCCUCCACACUCUCUCUCUCUAAAUUCCUCUCCUCCAUCCCAUUCCCCAUACCCCUGUUGCUAGUUGUUUUGGUGGCUCUGUGAUUUUAUGGCAGUGGAGUAAUCGUGGAGAGGCCGGGGUAUCACAAGCUUAUGGAUUUUGAUAAGAGAGGAGGAGGAGGAGGAAAAGGAGAGGUGGAGGAAGGAAAGAGAAUGUCUAAGACUGGUGGGAGCAGGACAGGGCACGGAGGGGGCCGAGGCUCCGGGACCAAUUCUGGAGUGCUUAUGGUUGGCCCUAACUUCCGAGUGGGAAAGAAGAUCGGCUGCGGAAACUUUGGCGAGCUUCGACUCGGGAAGAAUCUUUACACUAAUGAAUAUGUGGCCAUUAAACUGGAGCCAAUCAAAUCCAGAGCACCCCAGCUCCACCUUGAGUACAGGUUUUAUAAACAGUUGGGAAACUCAGAGGGCGUUCCUCAGGUGUACUACUUUGGUCCUUGUGGGAAAUACAAUGCCAUGGUGCUGGAGCUGUUGGGGCCCAGUCUGGAGGACCUGUUUGACCUCUGCGAUCGAACCUUUUCCCUCAAGACUGUCCUCAUGAUUGCAAUUCAGCUGAUCACACGGAUGGAGUAUGUGCACACAAGAAGUCUUAUCUACAGGGAUGUUAAGCCUGAGAACUUCUUGGUGGGCCGGCCGGGGACCAAGAGGCAGCAUACGAUCCACAUCAUUGACUUUGGGUUGGCCAAAGAAUACAUUGACCCUGAGACCAAAAAACACAUCCCUUACAGGGAGCACAAGAGCUUAACAGGCACAGCUCGUUACAUGAGCAUCAACACACACCUGGGGAAGGAGCAAAGCAGGCGGGAUGAUUUGGAGGCACUUGGUCACAUGUUCAUGUACUUCCUACGAGGCAGUCUGCCCUGGCAAGGCUUGAAGGCUGACACACUUAAGGAGCGCUACCAGAAAAUCGGAGAUACCAAAAGGGCAACCCCUAUAGAAGUGCUCUGUGAGAGUUUUCCAGAAGAGAUGGCCACCUACCUGCGCUAUGUGCGGAGACUGGAUUUCUUUGAAAAACCGGAUUAUGACUACUUGAGGAAACUCUUUACAGACCUCUUCGACAGAAACGGCUUUGUCUUUGAUUAUGAAUAUGACUGGGUUGGCAAGCCGCUGCCAACUCCAAUAGGACCCAUGCCUAGUGACACACCUCUGCAGUCCAGCAGCAGAGACAAAGCACAACCACAGACCAAAAACCAGUCACCAGAACCCAAAGGAAGUGAGUCUCAGCCCACUCCCGUGACCAACAGGGAGCUCCUGGGGUCGCACCUCACAGCCGAUAGGUUGGGGGGCUCUGUCCAGGUUAUGAGCUCGACCAAUGGAGAAGUGAAUACAGAUGAUCCCACGGCGGGACACUCCAACGCUCCCAUUACUGCGCCUGCUGAGGUAGAGGUGGCCGAUGAUACAAAGUGCUGUUGUUUUUUCAAGAGGAGGAAGAGGAAAGCACUCCAGCGGCACAAGUGAGGAAGAACAUGUUUGAAACAUUAAGAGUCACUGGUGCGUUUAAAGAAAAAGAAAUAAAGCAAAGGACUCGAUAUGAAAUGUGGAGCACCCUCCCUUUCUAUCUGUGCUCUGAGUGCUGUGCUCCACCUCAGAACACAAACUCACUGCCUCACUUUUGGCAUCCGCUCAGAGAGAACACACCUCAGUACUCUGGGCCCUGACACUCUUUGUAAGGAAUCAAUUCAGUGGAACAAAUAAAUAUAUUUGUACAAUGUGGGACACCAGAAGAGAUUUAAAUGGUCGUAAAUAAGAUGAUAUAUGUUAUGUGACUUAAACCCAGAUGGACUGUUUGAACUUGUGCUUUAGAUGAAAUGCAAAACCAAUAUUUGAGAACUAAAAGGCAACCAGAAACUCCAUACACACAAACAUCCAUUCACUUCGACACUGGCUGGAUAAUUGCGUGAUCUCCCAUGGUGUUUUGUUUGAUGGGAUCAAAAUAAGUGGGGAAAGCCUGCUGACUGAUGUAUUGAGAAAUGUUCACCAGAAUCAAACAACUGAUGUAAAUUCUGUCUCCUCUUUUUUUUUGUAAUUUAAAACAAGUUUUUUCAAGAUCUGCUCUCCCUGAGUUGGACAGUUUUACUCAUGUUGUAGAAUGUGUGAUCAUUUUUUAACUGCUCUUAGUGUUUUUUUAUUUUAUUUUAUUUUUUUUACUUCCUCUUUUUUUUCCUGUCAUUGUGGAUGAUGUUGUAGCACAGUGGCUGGUCUCAGGUACUGUGGGAGAUGGAGAGAAUUAUAUGGGAUCUCUCCCCUGUUUAUUGCACUUUUUUGGGGGAAAAAAGAAAACCAUCUGGCAUUGAAAUGAACAAAGUAACAGAAAUAAAGGCAGAUAUGGAUCAUUUAUACAGCAAGCUGGUCUCUCCCAAUGGGGGGGUUGAGAGUUAACGUCUUAUGCUUUUUAUUUUUUGCAUUAGAUUAAGUUACCUGGGAAACAUAGUUUGUGCCUUUCCAAGUAAAAAAUUUAACACUAAUGUGUCCCUUUUAAAAUUCCUAUCCAGGUUGAGGUGUCCAUGGCCCUCUCAGAUGGUUUAUUCUCUACUGUGUGCUCCAUUUCAGUCUAAUGGAAUCCGUUGGCAUUGCUCAGAUUUCUUUUCACUGUUGUAAAGUGUAUCAUAGCAAAGAUCCACAAGACAUGAGUCUAUGGGUUUAUACGCAGUAACAGAGGUUGCCUAUAAGAGUGAGGAUGUGUAUUGAUUUACAUACCUAUUAAAUGUUUCUUUUCUUCUA